Messenger RNA from Acinonyx jubatus (cheetah), 5068 nucleotides. RefSeq lists its product as uncharacterized. The transcript is spliced from 63 exons. Lineage: Eukaryota; Metazoa; Chordata; Mammalia; Carnivora; Felidae. Bases 81 to 5009 code for a protein of 1642 amino acids. The record is from RefSeq and is a predicted model, not a curated record.
UUUAUUUUAAUAUCCUCAUAUCUUUCUCUUUUGUUGGGUUGCAAGAUGAUGACCAUGACCUUGACUCUAUUCUUGAAAACAUGGCAAUCAAACUUACAGCUGAGGAACUUAAUGAUGUACCAGUUGCUUCACAUGCUUCAGAUGUACCAGUUGAUGGCAUGGAUCAUCAUAUCCUUGGACCAGACUUCACGAUUCAGGAGAUUAUUGAUGUCGAUAAAAUGGAUUCUCCUUUGCAAACUAUGGGGAUGAACCUUUCAGAAGAGGAAAUUAAUGAUCUGACACGUGAUCUACCAGCCGAUGUUCAUGGGAAGGUUGAAAUGAGAACGCAUAUGGAUGGAAUGAAACCUUUUACAGGAAAAAAGGUUCAUGUCAGUGAUCUGGAGAAAGUUCUGGGAAGCAUGGGGAUCGAGCUCACAGCUGAGGAGCUUAAAAAGCUGCAGGAAACUCUGCCAAUUGAUGCUGCUGGAAACGUAUUUCAGAAUGCAAUGCUGGAUGGGGUGAAAUCCACUCAGGCAGGCAAAGUUAAGGUGAAUAACCUGGACACUGUCCUGGAAAACUUGGGAAUCAAGCUCACACAAAAGGAACACGAAGAUGUGACAGAAAAUCUACCACUUACCGCUAAUGGGAAGGUUGAGCUCAGCACAUUGAUGGAUGCAGUGGCCACUGUUACAGGAGGAGAAGUUAAUGUCAGUGAUAUUCAAAGUAUUCUGGAGAAAAUGGGGGUAGAGCUCACAGAUAAGGAGUGCUCAAAACUAAAGAAAUGUCUGCCAGUCAAUGCUGUUGGAAAGGUGUACCAAAAUAGGUUGAUGGAUGGUGUAAAAACCCUUAAAGGAGGGAUUGUUGAUGUUGCUAACCUAGACACUGCUUUGCAAAACAUGGGAAUGAAUCUCGCAGGAAUGGAAAAUAGCGAUUUGAUAAAGCACCUACCUGUUGAUGAUAAUGGGAAGGUUGAAGUGAAAAAGUUAAUGGAUGCAUUGAAAAUGUUUUCUGGAAAAAAGAUUGAUGCCAACGAUCUGCUAAAGGUCCUGGGAGCCAUGGGGAUCGAGCUCCCUGAAAAGGAACUAGUGAGGCUGAGACAGACCGUGCCUAUCGACGCUGCUGGAAAGGUGUAUAAGAACAGAUUGUUGGAUGGUGUGAAGUCUGUAAAAGGAGGAAUGGUUAAAGCCAAUAACCUAGACAAUGUUCUGGAAAAUCUGGGAAUUGAACUCACAGAAAAGGAACGUGAAGCUCUGGCAGAAAAUCUGCCACUUAGUGCUAAUGGGAAGACUGAGCUCAAAAAAUUGAUGGAAGCAGUGGAAACUAUUAUAGGGGGAGAGGUUGAUGUCAGUGAUGUAGGAGAUGUUCUGGAAAACAUGGGAGUAACUGUCACAGCUAAGGAAUGUGUAGAGCUCCUAAAAAACCUGCCAGUUAAUGCUAAAGGAAAAGUCUACAAGAAUAGGUUACUGGAUGGUUUGAAGUCUCUUAAUGGAGGGAUUGUUAAUGCCAAUAAACUUGAUUCAGUUUUGAAAACCAUGGGAUGGAAACUCACAGAAGACGAAAUUAAGGAUCUCAAAUGCAACCUGCCCACUGAUGUAUAUGGGAGAACUACAAUGAAAAAGUUGUGUAGUGGAUUAAAAGCUUUUACAGGAAAAAAUAUUAAUGUGCAACAUCUGUCAGAUUUUGUGAGGAACAUGGGUAUUGAGCUAACAGAUAAAGAACAAAAGAGGCUGCUAAAGAAGCUUCCAGUUGAUCCUUCUGGGAAGAUCUAUCAAAAUAGAUUGUUGGAUGGUCUGAAGUCUUUCAAAGGAGGGAAGGUUGAAAGAAGUAAAGUCAAUACUGUUCUAGAAAACAUGGGAAUCGUGCUCACAGGAGAGGAGCUUCAAAGUCUAACAGAUAACCUACCAGUUAACGAUAAUGGGAAGGUUGAUCUUGAUAAAUUGAUGGAUGGAGUGAAAACUCUUACAGCUAAUGGAAAAGUUGAUCUGAAUAAAGUGAUGGAUGGCGUGAAAGCUGUCACAGGAGAAAAUGUUGAUGUCAAUAGCGUUAAAGCUGUUCUGGGAAACAUGGGGAUCGAGCUCAAAGAUGAUGACAAGAUCUUUCAAAACAGGUUGCUAGAAGUUGUGAUGUCUCUAAAAGAUGGGAAAGUCAAUGUCAACGACUUGAACGCAAUACUGGAUAAUAUGGGAAUCAAGCUCUCAGAUAAGGAACUUGAGGCUCUGACUCAAAAUCCCCCUGGUGAUGUUGAUAGGAGGACUUCUCCUAAAACACCGAUGAAGGAACUGCAAACUUUUACAGAUGAGAAGGUCGAUUCUAAUGACCUGAACAUUUUCCUGGGAAGCCUGGGGAUUGAGCUCACAGAUCAGGAAAAAGAGAAGCUACUGAAAACACUGCCAAUUGACGCUGCUGGAAAAGUAUAUCACAACAGGUUGCUAAAGGGUGUGAAAUCUCUCAAUGGGGGAAAGGUUCAUGUAAAUAACCUGGACAACACCCUUAAAAAAUUGGGACUUGAGCUCACGGAAGAGGAACUUGCAAAGCUGUCAAAAAAUCUACAAGUUGAUGCUAAUGGAAUGGUUGGUCUGAAAGAGGUGAUGGAUGGAGUAAAAGCUACUACAGGAGGGGAGGUUGAUGUCAAAGAUGUGAAAGCUAUCCUGAAAAACAUGGGAAUAGAGUUCACAGAUAAGGGACGUUUGAAGCUGCUGAAAAAUCUGCCUUUCAAUGAUGAUAACAAGGUCUUUAAGAACAGGUUGCUAGAUGGUGUGAAGUCCCUUAAAGGUGGGAAGGUCAAUAUGAACAACCUGGGCACUGUUCUGAACAACCUGGGGAUAAAGCUUGCAGAUACGGAACUUAAAGAUCUGGCUGAAAACAUGCAUGUUGGUGUUGAUGAGAAAAUUCCUCUAGAAACACUGAUGGAAAACAUCACAGAUUUUACAGGUGAGAAGAUUGAAUCUAGUGAGCUAAAAAAUGUUCUGGGAAAUCUCGGAAUUGAGCUCACAGAUGAGGAACUAGAGAAGCUGCUGAAAAUGCUGCCAAUUGAUGCCAAUGGAAAGUUAUAUCGUAAUAGACUACUGAAGGCUAUGAAGCCUCUCAAAAAUGGGAAGAUUAAAAAGAAUUACCUCCAUACUAGUUUGGGAAAUAUGGGAAUGGGGCUCACAGACGAGGAACUUGCUGGAUUGUCAGGAGACCUACAAGUUGAUGCAAACGGGAAUGUUGAUCUGCAUGACGUGAUGGAAGGAAUGAAAGCUAUUACAGGGAAAGUUGACAUCAAAAACCUGGAAACCGUUCUAGGUGACAUGGGAAUCAAACUCACAGACCAGGAACUUGAAGAUCUGAAAGAAAACCUGCCAGUCAGUGUUGAUAAUACAGUUGCUCUGAAAACUUUGAAGGAUGAAGUGAAAGCUUUUACAGGAGAAAAGGUUGAUUCCAGGGACCUACAAAAUACUCUAAAAGACAUGGGGCUUGAGCUUACAGACAAGGAGGCCAAGCAACUGAGGAAAACACUGCCCCUUGAUGCCCACGGAAAGGUGUUUCAAAGCAGGUUGCCGAAGGAUGUGAAGUAUAAUAAAAGAGGGAAGAUUGAUGUAAAUAACCUGGAUCCUGUUUUAGAAGCCAUGGAGGUCAAGCUGACAGAAAAGGAACUGAAUCUGUUAAAGGAUCUUCUGCGUGGCUCUAAGAAAGUUGAUCUGCAAAAACUGAUGGAGAAAGUAGAAGCUGUUGCAGGAGAGGAAAUUGAUGUCAAUGACAUGGAAACAGUUCUAGGAAACAUGGGAAUAGAACUCACAGAUAAAGAACUCUCACAACUGGUGAAAAAUCUGCCAGUUGAUAAUGGAAAGGUCUAUCGAAGAAGGUUGCUGGAUGGUAUAAAGUUUCUUAAAGGAGGGAAGAUUGAUUCCAGUAAAGUGGAUGAAGUUUUGGGAGCUAUGGGCAUGGACCUCACUGAAAAGGAGCUUAAAGACAUAAUGCAAAAUCUGCCAGUUAAUGUUAAAGGCAAGGUUGAUCUGGAAAAGCUGAUGAAUGAAGUGAAAUCUUUUUCGGGAGACAAAGUUGAUGCCAAUAGACUUCAGAGUGUUUUCGAAAACUUGGGGAUUAAGCUCACACCUAAUGAACAUUUGAACUUGCUGAAGACACUGCCACUUGAUGCUGAUGGAAAAGUGUAUAAGAAAAGGUUGAUGAAGGGCAUAAAGUCUCUCAAACGAGGCAGUGUUGAUGUCAAUAAGCUGGACACUCUUUUAGAAAACAUGGGAAUCAGCAUCACAGAAGGAGAAUUCAUGGAUCUGAUAGAAAGAUUGCCAGAUGAUGAUAAAGGGAAGGUCAAACUAGAUACAUUGAUUGAAGAAUUGAGUUCUGUUUUAGGAAAGCAAGUUGAUGUCAGUGAUGUAGACAGUGCUCUGAAAGACAUGAAAGUUGAGGUCACAGACAAGGAAUACUUUAAUUUAGUAAAAACUCUACCAGUUGAUGCUGAAGGAAAGGUGUAUCAAAAAAAGCUGCUGGAUGGUGUGAAGGCUCUUCAGAGAGGAAAGGUGGCUAUGAAUAACCUCGUCCCAUUUCUGGAAAAUAUGGGGAUUAAGCUGUCACACGAAGAACUUGAAGAUUUUUCACAAAACCUACCAGUUGAUGGUGGUGGGAAGGUUGAUCUGAAAAAUGUGACAAUGAAAAUGAAAGAGUUUACAGGAGAAAAGAUUGAUGCCACAGAUCUGAAAAACAUUCUUGGAGACAUGGGGAUAGAAGUCAACGAUAAGGAAUGUCUGGAACGACAAAAGUUACUACCCGCUGAUGAUGACAACAGAGUUUUUCAGAAUAGAUCGCUGUCAGCUUUGAAGUCUUUCAAAGGAGGAAAGAUUGAUGCUAAUAACCUGAACACAGUUCUGAGGAACAUGGGGAUCAAGCUCAAAAAUAAGGAAUUUAAAAAUGUGAUACAAAAUCAACCUGUUGACGCUGAUGGAAAUGUUUCUCUGAAAAAAGUGAUGAGUGAUGUGAAAGCAGUUACAGGCAAGUUACAAGUUAUCAUAAAGAUUAAAAUUCUAAUUCUUUAAUGACAUUUUCCUGUUUUCAGUGAACACAUAAUCCAUAAGUAUAGUACUCAUUUCCAUGA